Molecule: messenger RNA, 540 nt
Organism: Rodentolepis nana
Lineage: Eukaryota; Metazoa; Platyhelminthes; Cestoda; Cyclophyllidea; Hymenolepididae
Source: the annotation of a GenBank genome assembly
UGUUGCAAUGCCGAAAACCAUUGUCUUCUUCGUGGUAAUGAUGGAAACGAAUAUCGCAAGCAACAAACAAGUCUCCUAUUAACUCCAACUCGAGUGACACAGCAUGGCUGGGCAAAUCUCUUUGCACUGACCGAUACGGGUCUUCUUCGAAAGGAUUGGGUCUGUGUGCGAUCCAAGCGUGUUGGGGGACCUUUGGGUUCCCUCUGGGUGUUUUCCGACUACACCACAGAUUUGAACCUCUGCCCAAUUUCAGAAUUGGAAAACCCCGACGAGCGAGAAUGGUGGCGCAGUUGGAUUCAAGAGCAAAUGACUUCCAUUGCAAAUCUUCAGGCAAAGGACUCCGAUAAAGGUUACCAGGCUGUGAGUACUACAAAUCAACGUGAAGCAGAAUAUCGAUGGGUAUAUGAUAAGAUUCAUGGAAAACUGGUGAACGCGCAGACAGGGUACUGCUUGGAUAGUAGUAAUGGUGUUACACCAGUGCCGAAGCCAUGUGUUGAUGGAGCUCCUUCUCAAAAUUGGCAGUUUAGUCACCAUGGCUAA